AUGGAGACCUCCACACCGCAAUCUUUAGGCCGCAAGCCCAGAGUCCUAUCUAUUGCAUGUCCCUCUUAUGCAGGCGAUGAGUUUGUGUCCAGGUUCCAAUCUACUUGUGACCUGCAUAUCAUCUUGCCUAGCGACAGAAAAGGCACUGUUCAAGCAAUUUCAGACGCGCGGAACUCCGAUGGACCGUUUGAUGCCGUCCUGAUCGGCAUGGGCAAUGGCGGUUAUGAGAGGUUUGACGAGGGCCUGCUAGGCCCACUCCUGCCGGAACUCAAGAUCGUUGCCUCCGUAAACGCCGGUUACAGCGAAUUUGACAUGGAAUGGUUCAACAAAAACAAGAUCGUCGUGACUAAUACAGUUGAUGCGGUCGCUGAGCCGACGGCAGAUAUUGCAAUUUUCUUGAUGCUUGGAGCUCUGAGGGACACCUCCAGGCUCGAAGGAGAGAUCCGAAAUGGUGGAUGGCGUGGUGGGUCAAAGCUCCCCCUACUGGAUCCCAAGGGCCGAACGCUUGGGAUCAUAGGAAUGGGAAAAAUCGGAAAGCAUGUCGCGCGCAAGUCGCAGGCUUUCGGUAUGAAUGUGCAGUACUACAAUCGGACCCAGCUUUCACCCGAAGAAGAAAGCCGCCUCUCUGUUGAGUAUGCGGGUAGUCUAGAAGCCCUGCUCAAGACAUCUGAUGUCGUAUCAAUCAACUGUCCACUCACUCCCGACACACGAGGUUUGAUUGGUUCUGAUGAAUUCGCAAAGAUGAAGGAUGGGGUCAUCCUUGUCAACACUGGCCGUGGGGCAGUGGUGGAUGAGGCAGCCUUCAUUGAAGCGUUGGAGAGCGGCAAGGUUGCCCGGGCUGGCCUCGAUGUUUUUGAUGGAGAGCCCAACGUCAAGUGA
Molecule: messenger RNA, 879 nt
Organism: Colletotrichum siamense
Lineage: Eukaryota; Fungi; Ascomycota; Sordariomycetes; Glomerellales; Glomerellaceae
Product: putative 2-hydroxyacid dehydrogenase
Exons: 3
Coding region: 1-879 (292 amino acids)
Cellular component (GO): cytosol
Molecular function (GO): hydroxypyruvate reductase [NAD(P)H] activity; NAD binding; glyoxylate reductase (NADPH) activity
Source: RefSeq, a predicted model, not a curated record